AUGGCGAGGGAUCCCGGCGGAGCUCUGUGGUGGUCGUCGGCGCUGGCCCGCCGGCUGAGCACCGCCGCGGCAGAGGGGCGCGAGGGAUCCUUGUCGGCGGCGUGGGCCACGGGCCGGGUGGCGGCGCCGCCGAAGCAGCUGUACCGGAGGCUGUCGGCUCUGGGAGGGCAGCCGAAAGGGGCCGUGGCGAGGGCCAUGAACAAGUGGCUUCGGGAGGGGAAUACUGUCAGGGCGGCGGACGUCAUGAAGUUCGUCAAGGAGCUCCGCAAGUACAGACGCUUCGGGCACGCCCUGGAGGUGUGAAGCGCUCGAACCCUAACUAAACUUGCUGUGAUCUUCUGCGUACGAGGAGGAACCUUAGUUAGUUGUCUAUACUCGCUACUUCUUCCUCCCAUUGGUGCCAGCGGAUGUAAGAUUCAUGCAAUCGCGGGAUUUCUCUGGCUAUGAUGAUCCGUCAAGGUUCGCUCACAGGAGGAAAUCAAAUGCAACUUCAGCAGAUUCUUUUGAGUUGAUAAUUUGCGAAGAGAGAAAAUACUGCUGAGUUGAUAAUUAUUCUAGCUGGAAGAAAGGCACAAAUAUUAAGGCGACGUCCGAUGGUGUUCUUGAGCGGCGAAUUCGUUUUCUCGUCCGAUUUAUUAUUUAUGUAGUGAUCGAUCGAUUGAUCGAUUGAUCGAUUGAUAUUGUUUUUGAUGAUGCAGCUAAUGGAGUGGAUGGAUACCCGGGGGAUGAACAUGUCCCACAGCAACUAUGCGGUGCGCCUCGAUCUGAUAUGCAGGGUUGAGGGAAUCCAGUCGGCGGAUAAAUAUUUCGCCAGCUUCCCGGAGCCCGCGAAGAACCUCCUGACCCAUGGGUCGCUCCUCAACUGCUACUGCACGGAGAAGAUGGAAGAAGAGGCGUCGGCCUUCUUCGAUAAGAUGAAGGAGCAGAAGCUCGUCUCCAAUUCCUUACCCUACAACAACAUGAUGUCCCUCUACAUGAGGGUGGGCAAGCCUGAGAAGGUCCCCUUCCUCAUGGAGGAGAUGGCGGAGCGGAAGAUCCCCCCCAACGACUUCACCUACAGCAUCCUGAUGAACAGCUAUGCGGCUCUGAACGACUUUGAAGCCGUGGAGAGGACCUUCAAGGAGAUCGAGCGGUCCGGCGGCGACAAAGCCAAGUGGUCCAUUUACAGCAACCUAGCUUCUCUCUAUAUCUCCGCUGGGCUCGCCGACAAGGCCGAGGGGGCACUAAAGAAGGUGGAGGAGAACAUGGAUAGAGGAGACCGGCAGUGCUUCCACUUCCUCAUCACCUUGUACGCCGGCCUGGGCAAGCUGGAAGAAGUCAAUCGGAUCUGGGCCACCCUGAAGUCAACCUUCCCGUUGACCCUCAACAUGAGCUACCUCACCAUGCUGCAGUCCCUCAGCAGGCUGGACCAGCUCGACGCGCUGGAGAGGUGCUUCCAUGAAUGGGAAUCUGGCUGUGUGGCAUAUGAUAUCAGGCUGGCCAACAUACUCUUCUGUGCUUAUCUCCGGAGGGACAAGGUGGCGGAGGCUGAGGCCCUCCGGAAGAAGGUCGCCGGCAGGGGCUCCGAACCCGAUUUCCGCACCUUCGAGAUGUUCAUUGAUUACUACAUCAACAAGCAGGAUAUGGCCCGGGCGCUCGAGUACAUGCAGGAGGCGAUGUCAAAGGCGGAGAAGACCCGGGUGUGGAAACCCAGCAAGUCGAAGGUCGAUGCCUUCUCAAAGUACUUCGAGGAGGAGGAUGAUGCGGCCGCCGCAGAGGAAUUCCAACAAUGGUUGAAGAAGCUGGAAGCCGAGUGA
Messenger RNA from Spirodela intermedia, 1796 nucleotides. The record is from the annotation of a GenBank genome assembly. Lineage: Eukaryota; Viridiplantae; Streptophyta; Magnoliopsida; Alismatales; Araceae.